This is a messenger RNA of Hermetia illucens (black soldier fly), 2506 nucleotides long. It is a transcript of the gene yps, whose product is annotated as Y-box factor homolog. The transcript has 4 exons. Gene Ontology annotation, molecular function: nucleic acid binding. Gene Ontology annotation, biological process: regulation of gene expression. Gene Ontology annotation, cellular component: nucleus. The record is from RefSeq and is a predicted model, not a curated record. Bases 411 to 1460 code for a protein of 349 amino acids. Lineage: Eukaryota; Metazoa; Arthropoda; Insecta; Diptera; Stratiomyidae.
GGACGCUGCCGUCAAUCGAGCUAGAACUGGACAGCGAGUAACAUCAUCGAUUAAAACAUCAAACGUCAGGAAAGGUUUGGAGAGUGAUUUACCAUCUUCUCAUCACUCGAAAAAAGUGUGAGUCGUCGUCAUCGUCGCCCCCUCCCUGCACACGAGUCAACCAAACAGAAGUAAACCAAACAAACCGAAACCCGAAAGACCUGCACAUCCCAAUUAGGACAAAAUCCAGCGUAACCAACAGAUCCUCGGGACAAAUUUGGAAGUAUCUACCCGUUUGGUUUUGCCGCGCGGUUGAAAGUGACGUGAACGCGAAACGAAAGGCAACUACUUCGAUAGUCGCCGUUAGUGUAAAACGUCCACAACAGGCGUCCGAGAAGCAGGACGAUUAAUUUUACCAGCAAAGAACAUCAAUGGCUGACUCUGAGAAGGUAAAUGAACAGCAGCCGGCUGUGGCUCAGCAGCAGCCACUAGCUGCCGAUCAGCCGCAGGCCCAGCAGCAAGGAGGAGCCGCAGAAAAAUCGGCCGCAGCUUCGCAGCAGCCCGCCAAGGAAUUGAUUGCAACCAAAGUGACCGGCACCGUUAAAUGGUUCAACGUGAAGAGCGGCUAUGGAUUCAUCAACCGUAACGAUACCAAAGAAGAUGUUUUCGUACAUCAAACAGCAAUUACAAAGAACAACCCUAAAAAAGUGGUACGUUCGGUUGGUGACGGCGAAAUUGUCGAAUUUGACGUUGUAGUUGGCGAAAAAGGCAAUGAAGCUGCCAACGUUACCGGGCCAGCUGGUGAACCUGUCAAGGGUUCACAAUUUGCCGCAGAUCGUCGUCGUGGUUUUCGUCCAUGGAUGAGAAAUCGUCGACGUAAAAAUACUGGAGGUGGUGGCAGUACCAAGAAUGGUGAUGGCAGCGGCCAGGAAGGACAAGGUGAUAGUGGGGACGGUCAGCAAGGCGGUGCUGAUAGUCAACAACGUCUCCAACGUCGGCGAUUCCGUCCACGUGGACGCGGUCGUGGCUACUAUUAUGGUGGUGGUGGCGGCAGACGUCCACGUCGCGAUCAACAGCAAAAUGGUGGAGUCGCCAACGCAGGCGAUGGCGGCGACCAAAAUAACGCUGAUUCAACCGAAGAAGGCGGAGCUCGUACUGGUGUCAACCAGCAGCGUCGCGGUGGGCCGCCGAGACGAUUUUUCCGUCGUAAUUUCCGCGGUGGUCGCGGAGGCGGUAGUGGUGGCGGCGGCAACCGUCGCCUACCCCGUAAUCAAGAAGGCGGCGAAAAUGCAGGAGAAGAAGGUGCUCCCCAGCAACGUGUGCGUCGCAAUCAAUUCCGUCGUAAUCGUCAAAGGGCUGCAGGGUCAGCUAACGUCAAUCAAGCUGGCGGCGCCGGAGCAUCUUCGAACGCUGCUGGAAGUGGAGAACAACAGGGUGCUGGCCAACCAGUUCAGAAUACAACAACUGAAAGUAAUGCUUAAUGAUGUAUGAUGUAAAAACAGAACAAGAAAAAACAAAGUGAAGUAUCCGAAAUUUAUACUGAGAUCAUAAAAGGAAUAGAGAAACAGCUAAGGUGAAAGGCAAUUCACUAUAAUUUGAAGAGGAAAAAUCUAGACGUUAAACCAUGUAAAACAGUAAGGAAAAAUCGUAUCUUCUUUUUUUUUUUUUUUUUGUGGAAAUACACUUCAGGGGAAAGUUUUUUUUUGUUUGUGAGAUAAUAGCAUACAGAAUAGUGAUAAGAUCUUUAAUUAAAAUCAAGAACAUUAUCAACCGUAUAUCAUCUUUCUACUUAUUACAAAAUGAGAGCAUAUGCAUUCUGUUAUGACGAUUAUAGAGUUUUUGAUAUUCGCCACUUUGCACGCAUGAUUGCAACAAAAUAGAGAGUUCUAUCGGCCAUCCAUUACAAUAAUUUGGGCCUUUUGUCAUUUUCAAGUUCCAAUCAAAUAAUCAUGCCAUCUAGAACCUGGAAACUAACAGCCAAACUUCCAGUGAAUCCGAUUUUGAUACUGUGCAACUGUUCGAAGUCAUGUCUAAUCUUCGUAAAAUUUGAAUUAGCUUAGUACAUAACGUAAAAUGGAAGUAAACGGCUGCAACGGGUGGAUAACAAUGAACAACAGUAUGCAUAUGAUCCAAAUAACGUAUUGCAAAAAAAAAAAAAAGCUAGAACAUCGUAAAAAGGAAAAACAAGAAUAAAAUCAGCAGACAAUAUACAAAUUUAAAAUGAAGUAAAAUAAAGUUCCCGUAAAAAUAGAGAUUAAUUGUUAAAAUUGACUUUUACCAACUUAUAAUGAACCGUAUUCAGACAUCUGAAGAGCUUGAAAAUUUACAUUCGAUUCAAUCUUGGAUUAAAACAACCUAAAAUCGUUGUAUAUGUCUCUUACUGUACGUACUUAUUUCUUGCUUUUCCACAAAUCAUUUCUUUUGAAUUGGUGGUAAUAUUUGUUUUCCUAUUUGAAUUUAUAUUACAACAAUAUAAAGUUGAAUAGGAAGAAUAAAGAUAAGAAAAUGCGAUUUAAGAAAAAAAAAA